Messenger RNA from Synchiropus splendidus (mandarinfish), 2307 nucleotides. RefSeq names its product glycolipid transfer protein domain containing 2b (gene gltpd2b). Gene Ontology annotation, molecular function: ceramide 1-phosphate transfer activity; ceramide 1-phosphate binding. Lineage: Eukaryota; Metazoa; Chordata; Actinopteri; Syngnathiformes; Callionymidae. Bases 442 to 1344 code for a protein of 300 amino acids. Gene Ontology annotation, biological process: intermembrane lipid transfer; ceramide transport. The record is from RefSeq and is a predicted model, not a curated record. The transcript has 4 exons. Gene Ontology annotation, cellular component: cytosol; cytoplasm; membrane.
UGUGGACAAGGGUUACUGGCGGACAGGCUCUCCACUAUCAGCUAGCGGCUGCGCCCAGCUGAUCUCUGGACUCUGGGAUUGAGCAACGCAGCCAGAAACCGGCAGCCUCAAAUCAUUCACACACAAAGAGAAGACAGCGGAGAGCCACGGAUGAGAGGGACGCUGGAGAAGCCUGCGCUGAAAAGCAGCCAGAAAGUUAAACAUUGAUAAAAAGCUCUUCCAGGCGAAACCGGUGAACUUUUCAUUCCAAAGGGAUUAUUCAGGAGAAAGAUUUAAGCAUGGAAGAGGGGGUGGUCAGAAGCAGGGGUCUCUCUCAGCGUAAUCAUGGUGACAGCCAGUGCAAGGGACAAGGACUCAUGUGAGACACAGAGGAAUUAAAAAGCCUAAACACUGGCAGAGGUAACAGAAGGAGGGCCGGCGCCGGAGAAACUGGACUUCAGCAUGGGCGUGAAGAGCAAAGCGGCCGCAGCUAUCGUAGUCCUGCUGCUGUUCCUCGGCUCCCUCUGGCUGCAAGGGGGGCUGGACUACCACUGGGACUCCUGCAUCAAAGGAUACAAUCAAAUAAACAAGCUCCACCAGCUGUCCAACAGCAGUGCCGAUGGAUCCGAGGGCCCUCACAUCUUGGAGACGUGCCCGGGUCAGAACUUCCAGGUGUCCUUGCUUCUGUCCCACAUGCUGGCGGCGCCGGCCUACAGCUCGGACGUGCUGAUGCAGCCGUAUCUGGCCAGCUGGGACGAACUGGUCAAGUUCAUGGACGCUCUGGGGCCCAUGGUGGGAAUGAUCUCAAAGGAGAUUGUCACCAAGACGUCAAUAAUUCGUCAACUCGCCCUCGCAGCAGAGGACAACCCCGAAGCUGAAGUGAGUCCAGAUGUGCAGAACAUCCAAACUAAAGACUCCUUGAAGGAACCCCAGUUCUCCGGUGACUACCACUCUGUGCGCUCCAUGAUUUCGGCGGAGCUCAACCAAGGCCUUGUGCACUUCCAUCAGCAAACCGACUCCGGAUGUCGAACCAUUUUGCGUUUACACCGAGCUCUGCUUUGGCUGAAGCUUUUCCUGGCAAAGCUGGCAGAGACCCCUCUGAAUGGGCGGCUUAGGAGCCCAUCCGACCUCUGCCGUGAGGCGUACCAGGGCACCCUGGCCCAACACCACAGCUGGCUCGUGCGCAGGGCCGCCGAGCUGGCCUUCACCAUGAUGCCAGAGCGCGGCUUCUUCUUCAGGCUGGUGUGUGCCCAGAAUCAGGAGGAGCUGAGCAACAUGCUGAGCAAAGUGGUUUUGGCCACUACAGAGGUGUAUGACCGAAUGCAGGUGGCUCUGGAGGAGAACGGCAUGCUGGACUUGCCUUAGCAGCCUAUUACAGUGCACUUACAGCAGGCACAGUUGAGCCAUGCUGCCCCCAAAGUUGAGUUCUCCGUUGACACAUGAUCACACUAGCCAGGGUCGCAGGGCACCAGGGAGAGGAAUAUCGUGGGUUCACGGAUCAGUCUGAUUUCCUCUCGGAAAGACAGACUGUACUCAUCACACUGAUCUCAGAUCUGACUUAACCUCCUGACGAAUAUUUAUUAUUAAACCAGAGGAUCCUGGGAUAAACACAGCAAGAGAUUUGACUUUUGACUGACUAUUUAUUUCAGCGGAAAUGCAGAUUUAUAUUCAUAUUGUUGACACUGUCAACCACUUCCAGUUGCAUCAUUCUCUGAGACCCAAAAGACCACCUACAUUUAAUGGCUCAACUGUGGCUGACCUCGUGGGACGCACAUGUGCAAGUGCCCCCUCAGACGGGACUGAUGACUGUAUUGCUAUUUAACCUUGUUAUCUUUGUACGAUCCAGUGAGAACCAUCUAGCCUUAAAAGUUCUUCAGUAAAUAGGGGACCCUUACGUACUAACCAAAGGGCUAAAUCAGUUCAAACUGAAGGUCUGUGCGUGUCAGUAUUAAAUGAAAUGAUGUCCUUACAUUUCCUGACCAGAAGGCAGCUGAUGGUUUAAAAAAUGCUGCAUUAUUUUAACUUUUUUUUUUUUUUAUUUCAAGUUCUAGUUCCAGUUUAAUGCCAUUUUUUUUCUCCGAAAUGAGCGCGAUUGUUGAGAUUCAGUUCUCUACCUCAAAACUGGUGGUCUUAAUCAUUUGUACGGCGGAAAUCUGGGACCAGUUUGUGGAUGAUGCCAAAUAAUUAUGACCAGAAUCCUGUAUGGUGCUUGCGAUGACUAUGAUGCAAGUGCGGAGAGUAAAUCUGUCAGUGUUGACUUGUGGAGUUUUUGUACCAUGUGGGGGAACCUGAAUAAAAUGAUUAUUUCUUUACAGGUUUUUAUAACCC